AUGGCUGCUGCUGCAUACCUCGGUGGACCCAUCACGGCUCUGGUGCUCCUGAUACUGGAAACUCAAAAUGACUAUGUUAGAUUUCACGCUUAUCAAUCUGCUCUUCUCACUACACCACUUCUCGCUCUUAUCCUCUUCUUCCAUCUCGUCAUCUCCUUACCUGCGUUCCUUCAAAUCCUCCUGAUUAUCGGGUCCGUCGGUAUUACCCUUUGGACUUCGUUCAGAGCAUGGAAAGAUGCACAGGAGGGACUGUCAAGGUAUUGGCUACCUUAUAUUGGAGAAGUCGCCGAGCGUUGGGUCAGUGAAGAGAAGAAUUACCUCUCCUUACCACUCUGGCCGACAUUGAUCUUGACAUUCCUCCUGGGCAUAGGUGUAGGCACGCUUUCUUCCUCUCAUCGACAAAUUACACAUCAACAGCAACAAGAUGGCUUCACUUCGUCCGCCUUUCGCAUCGAUAAAUCUCAAUUCUUGCCUGCGCCUCCGCUGCCUGAACGUCCAUCUUACCUUCCUGAACCUGUACAGCCGAAAGUCAGUGGAAUGGUUGUACCUAAUGCUUUGCAUUAUGUCUAUGGAUUGAAACCUGUGAAGGAGGGCGAGAAGGUGGAAGAAUUGCCAUAUUAUGCGUAUUUGGCCAUACGGAGUGCCAUAAUCAAUCUGCGUCCGGAGAUGAUCUUUUUUCAUCAUCAGAACGUUCCUACCGGUCCGUGGUGGGAUGAGAUUGUUCCUCAUCUGACCUUGAUCAAGACUCAAGUUCCGGAUUCAUAUUUGGGUCGAAAACUGUCCCACUUUGCGCACAAAGCGGACGUUUUGCGUCUGCUCGCGAUGAAGUAUUCAGGUGGGAUAUACUUAGACAUUGACAUGUUUGUGUGA
Messenger RNA from Kockovaella imperatae, 870 nucleotides. RefSeq lists its product as hypothetical. NCBI's taxonomy places the organism in Eukaryota, Fungi, Basidiomycota, Tremellomycetes, Tremellales, Cuniculitremaceae. The record is from RefSeq and is a predicted model, not a curated record. The transcript is spliced from 5 exons. The coding region runs from base 1 to 870 and encodes 289 amino acids.